Molecule: messenger RNA, 1153 nt
Organism: Lactuca sativa (garden lettuce)
Lineage: Eukaryota; Viridiplantae; Streptophyta; Magnoliopsida; Asterales; Asteraceae
Source: RefSeq, a predicted model, not a curated record
CCUAAAAUUACCAAAAUACCCUCAUACCCACGGACUAAACAAUAAAAUCCUCCUCAUUCAUCAAACUUUCUCUCAGAAUCUCAACAGAAAGAACCUCUCUCUCCUUAAAAAAUGGGCAACACUCCUCACCGGAGAUCAUCAUCAUCAUCAUCUUACUUUUCCGGCUGUAUCUCGCCGUCGUGUGUUCAAUCUCAUAACCAGUAUACACUAAUCAACGACGGCAAACACAUCAAUGGCUGUGAUCGAUGGCGUCGGAAGUGGAGAAAGCUGAUCAACACAGUGAUUCGAGAAAGCAAGAAGAGCAUCUAUGGAUCCCCAAAACCUUUGACAUUCCGGUAUGACGCCGUUAGCUACUCGCAGAAUUUCGAUGAAGGAACUCAUCGGUGUGAGUAUUACGAUCAGCACGGACGUCGAUGCUCAAUUGCUCACAGGGCCCACAGUGAUCGUGUCCUGCUCCAGUUUAGCAAUUAGCGGUGAGUGAUGAUUCAAAUGAUGAUGAGUAGACUAAAAAGUGACCAUCGACAAUUCAAUGGUAUUAUAAUUAUUUUUGUUACAUAGAUUUGGUGAAAAGUAAUUAUUUGUUUGAAUUAUAUCAUUAUAAAAGAUUGGGUUGUAAGAAAAAGAAGAAAAUUAAUUUUUCUUUAGUAAUAUAUGAAUUGAGUUGGCUUAUACCGUGUUAUUUUAUGUGUGAGCUGUAAAUCAGGUAUAUCAUUUCGUCUGAAAGAUAUAAAUCGGUUGGUUUAUACCGUCUCAUCUCAUCUGUAAAUUGUAUAUCAAAUACAACAUCUUGUCUGAAAGAUUAAAUCAGCUCAGCUAGUUUAUGUUGCCGCGUCUCACUUGUGAGUAGGGGUGUCAAUUUAUGACACGACACGACAAAAAUACACGAAACGAAACGAAACGAAAUUGGGACGAAAUCAAAAUUCGAAUUCGUGUUCGUGUCAAGAUUAAAAAACACGAUGUCAUGUCGUGUCAUGUUCGUGUUCAUAAAUCGACACGAAAUUGACACGAUUAAGCAUGUGGUUGUCGGGUUUUUUGUGUUUGUCGUUUUUAUCGUGUUAUAUAUCUUUAAGUAUGAAUGAAAUACACUAAUAGUUAUGUAAUAUUAUCUUUAUUGUGUCGUGUCGUGUCAUGUUGUCGUGUUUUAAUUGGUUCA